Messenger RNA from Aspergillus clavatus NRRL 1, 663 nucleotides. RefSeq lists its product as uncharacterized. The transcript has a single exon. Gene Ontology annotation, molecular function: acyltransferase activity, transferring groups other than amino-acyl groups. The record is from RefSeq and is a predicted model, not a curated record. The coding region runs from base 1 to 663 and encodes 220 amino acids. NCBI's taxonomy places the organism in Eukaryota, Fungi, Ascomycota, Eurotiomycetes, Eurotiales, Aspergillaceae.
AUGACUGUCAAACCACAGAAACCCACCUGCGCCCUCGAACCCAUCCAUCUAGACAACCCCAAUCAUUUCGCCAAACUUCAAACCCAACGCCAACUCUGCGGCUGGGAUCACGAGAUCACCACACUAAAAAAAUGGGCAACCAAACAACGCGAAGGCCUCAAGAGUCUCUUCUGGAUUGCCAUCCCUGACCCUUCCAUCACCAACAUCAAUAGUACAAUCUACGUCGGCCACAUCGCCCUCGACGCCUACGCCGACCCACCGGACCCGGACCUCGCGCGCGCAGACAAAUCCAUCCUCACAGUCCACUCCUUCUUCAUCAUGCCGGAGUACCGGGCGCUACGGUUAGGCCGGCGCGCCAUGGCUCUUGUGGAGGAGAUGGCCGUUGAGGAACCGCGGUGCCGGUUGAUCACGCUCACGGCGCUGAGUAAACGGUACAUGUACGAGGAGGGGCCUGAGGGGCGCGGCAUAUGGGCGCGGAUUGGGAUGGACCAGCCGGCGUUUAGUAUCCAGGAGUGGUAUGAGAAAGGGGGCUAUGUGGCUUGGAAGGAGGGCCCGUUGUAUGAGGCGAGCACGGUGGAUGGCGGGGUGGUGGUGCUGUGGGAGGCGUUUAUGAGGAAGGAGGUGCGGGUGGAAGGUUGUGCUGAGCGGAAAUUGAUGAAAUAG